UAAAAUGGCUGCCAAGUUACGACAUCUUUUCCACUAUUUUAUUAUAUAAUUCGUUAAGUUUUUGUUACUCGUAUUUUUCAUAAGAUAUGAGUGGGGGUCAUAGUGUCUCGAAAUCUGCUGUAAAUAUGCCUGACAAGUCACUACUUCGACAUGUUCGCUACGAACAUUUGAUUGCUGGAGUCUGUGGAGGUGUUUCUGCAACCAUGUGUUUGCAUCCUCUUGACUUGAUGAAAGUACGUCUGCAAGUGAAUGAUGGUCUUGGACGUGGGCCUAAAUACAAGGGAUUUUUAGACGCAACAAGAUCCAUAAUAAGGAAUGAUGGAUGGCGAGGAUUGUAUCAGGGUGCAGCGCCUAAUGUACUCGGAAAUGGUUCUGCAUGGGGACUUUACUUUUUUGGUUAUAAUAUUAUUAAAGCCUGGAUGCAUGAUGAUAGUGAGAAGCCACUAGGAGCAGAAAAGCACCUUCUAGCUGGUGCAGUAACUGGGCUUGUUACAUUGACUCUCACCAACCCUAUCUGGGUGGUUAAGACAAGAAUGUGUCUACAAUACAGUGGAGAAUACAGUGUUCAGCAGCAACGAUAUAAAAGCAUGCUGGAUACUUUGGUAAAAGUGUGGAGAUAUGAAGGCUUGAGGGGGCUGUACAAGGGAUAUCUACCAGGAAUAUUUGGUGUAACCCAUGGAGCACUUCAAUUUAUGGCCUACGAAGAAUUAAAGAAAGCUCAUAGUCAUUAUUUUAAUCCACCAAUCAACCAGAAACUGAAUUCUUUUGAUUACUUGAUUAUGGCUUCCUUGUCUAAGAUAUUUGCCGCUAGUGUCACCUACCCUUACCAAGUCAUUAGAUCAAGAUUACAAAAUCAUAACACAAUAGGGCAAUAUAAUGGAGCAAUUGAUAUCAUAAGGAAAGUAUUCAGAUAUGAAGGAAUUACUGGGUUUUAUAAAGGCAUGGUGCCAAGUAUAAUCAGAGUAGUCCCAGCUUGUGCAAUAACUUUUGUAGUGUAUGAAAAUGUCGUGUAUUACCUUUUACCAAAGAAAUGAUCUGCAGUAAAAUGGAGCCAAAUUACAGUACACCUUCAAUUACAUAUGCUCGUCACUUGGAAGUCACCUGAGGUCUUUUAGUUCAUCAAUAAGAUCCAGGGCCCAAGUACAGUACAUGGUAUUUCCAGGAAAUGCGAGCAUGCCAAGAAAACCACACGAAGAGACAACUAAACAACAUAUAUCAAAUUCAAAGAAAUGCACUGUGAAUAAUGUCAAAUCCAAGUUAAUUAUAAUAAAGUAAAUACUAUACUUUUAUCUUUAGGGGAUUUUCUAUCAUAAUAUCAAGACAUGGUGUGAGGGCUCAGCAAGAUUUAUUUUGGAGGAUAAGUUCUUUGCAGAUAAUUUGGGAGAGGAUAUCAAAUACAUAGGAAAGUUAUGGGCUACCAAUAUACCGGGUGUGGGCCAGUGAGAUAAAACUUACCUAUAGCUAGUGAUUUUGCUAACAACCCCCAUCCCUAUGCCCCAGUACAUAAGGGAACCUUACAUUUGCUGUUGCAGAGACUCGAAGCACUUGUGAAGUUAAUAAGGGAAAGCUAAAUAAAUAGCAAUGAAUAUUUUAUAAGCUAAA
This is a messenger RNA of Actinia tenebrosa (Australian red waratah sea anemone), 1602 nucleotides long. Its product is annotated as solute carrier family 25 member 32. The record is from RefSeq and is a predicted model, not a curated record. Gene Ontology annotation, biological process: transmembrane transport; nucleotide transport. Lineage: Eukaryota; Metazoa; Cnidaria; Anthozoa; Actiniaria; Actiniidae.